Messenger RNA from Lindgomyces ingoldianus, 1572 nucleotides. RefSeq lists its product as uncharacterized. The transcript is spliced from 2 exons. The coding region runs from base 1 to 1572 and encodes 523 amino acids. NCBI's taxonomy places the organism in Eukaryota, Fungi, Ascomycota, Dothideomycetes, Pleosporales, Lindgomycetaceae. The record is from RefSeq and is a predicted model, not a curated record.
AUGAAAGGAAACCCGAUUGCUCCAGGCUUCAAAUUCCAACCUCUCAGCCCGAGCCAAGCAUCUAUCUUCCAGUAUACCGUACCCAUGCUUUCUGGCUCUAGUGAUGGUGUUCGUUAUCUCGAAUUUUAUCAUCAUUGUGCUGGGCCGACUCUAUCAAGCAAAUUUGACAAUGAGUUUUGGUCUAGAAUAGCCAUUCAGAUGGCCCAAUCGGAGUCCGCCGUCCGCCACGCCUUGAUUGCUUUGGGCUAUCUUUAUAAGACGGAGCCAGGGAACUUGAAGCAUGCUCGCUCAGGCUUUGCGGCUGAUCAUCAACGUAGAACUCUCAUAUUUCAUUAUAACAAGGCUGUCAGAUGCCUUAUUUACCGUAUGGCUGAUUCCUCCUAUGUCCCGGAGGUCGGGCUUGUCACAUGUAUACUGUUCAUCUGCAUCGAGUUUCUAAGGGGAAACUAUCACACGGCUUUUAUUCAUCUGAAUAGUGGACUCAAAAUAAUCUCCGAGUGGCAACAGGGACGACUGAACAGCUCGCUAGUUAGCCCACUGUCUUCACAGUCCUCUCUGGCGAUUUCGAGGGAGUUUUCCGGUCCAACUACUAUGAUUGAGGAUAGUCUCAUACCAAUGUUCACCCGAGCCAUAGCAUCUGCACUGCUAUAUGGUGUAAGGAUUGAGCAGAUCUUUGAGAUUCCAUGUCCACGUCCGCAGAGCUUCCCGGAGCGACCUUUCACAACUAUUCUAGAAGCUCAAUCCUCUAUUCAUGAGCUUCGAAACCCGACCAUCCUUUUCGCACGUACAAUGGCUCAAAAGCUCAUUCGACGAAAGCUAAUAACGGCCGAAGAUCUCCAGCAUCAAACGCACCUUCUUGAAUGCCAUCAUGCUUGGAUCCGAGCUCUACAAAUCCUCGAACAUGAGGGAUCUCUAUCGAAGGAAGACAAAGUAGUAGCAAGCUCUCUCAAAGUAGGAUACUACUCGACCUACAUCAUGUUAGCUUGCGCAACAGAGGUCCGCCAAAAACCACACGACGCGCAUAUCUCAAGCUUCAAAGCUAUCAACCAUCACGCCAAGGUCGUCCUCGACUCCAUGGGCUUCCAUGCCUCUUCCUCCUCCUCGCCUCCAAGUGUUCAUCCUUCUUCCCCAUCCUCGGCAUGCGGUGGUGCAACGUCGGUGUCUCCUCCAAGACCCUCCUCACGGGCAGCCGCAAACUUCACUUUCGAAAUCUCACUAAUCCCGUGUCUACACUUCACUGCGACGCGCUGCCGCUGUCCCAUCACUCGACGCGAGGCAGUCUCUCUCCUUGCGUUGAACCCACCACGCGAGGCUCUCUGGGACGCAGAGCAGCAUGUCGCCGUUUCAAAUCGUGUGAUCGAGAUUGAAGAGAGCGAAGUCGAUCCUGGAACGGGAUGGCCGGUCGAAAGAACGAGACUUUGGUGUGCUGUUAUUGAUGGGAACAUGGAUCAGAAUGGCGGGUUCUGGGUUAUUUUCGCGUUGGCAAGUUGGGUUCAGGAAAGAGAGUUUUCUCGGGCCAGUGGUGAACGAAGGAGACUAGACUCACAAUGGGAGGAGUGGUUCGUUUUGUGA